AGGAAGAAUUUUUCAGGCAUCGGGAUAAAACGAUAGCGCGUUUCUCCGCAACAUCUCCUGCACAGUCCAAACGUCUGUUAGCACUGACCCGUCGAGAUGGCUGACAACAGAGAUAAAACUACCGAUCAAAUGAAGAUAUGGAAGGACAGCAGAGCCUCUCAGAGGCCAGACACGCUGACCACAGGGGCUGGCCAUCCUGUUGGAGACAAGCUGAACCUGCAGACUGCAGGACCCAGGGGUCCUCUGCUAGUCCAAGAUGUGGUCUUCACAGACGAGAUGGCCCACUUUGACAGGGAGCGAAUCCCAGAGAGAGUGGUGCAUGCCAAAGGUGCAGGGGCGUUUGGCUACUUUGAGGUGACGCAUGACAUCACCCGCUACAGCAAGGCCAAGGUGUUUGAGCAUGUCGGCAAGACUACACCUAUCGCUGUCCGCUUCUCCACUGUGGCGGGGGAGUCUGGAUCAGCAGACACAGUGCGAGACCCCCGGGGCUUUGCAGUCAAGUUUUACACUGAGGAGGGCAAUUGGGACCUGACAGGCAACAACACCCCCAUUUUCUUCAUCAAGGACGCCCUGCUGUUCCCGUCCUUCAUCCACUCCCAGAAGCGCAAUCCCCAAACCCACAUGAAAGACCCUGAUAUGGUGUGGGACUUCUGGAGCCUGAGGCCUGAGAGUCUGCAUCAGGUGUCUUUCCUCUUCAGCGAUCGCGGUUUGCCUGAUGGCCACCGUCACAUGAACGGCUACGGCUCUCACACCUUCAAACUGGUCAAUGCUGAUGGAGAGCGCGUCUACUGCAAGUUCCACUACAAGACUGAUCAAGGAAUAAAGAAUCUGUCAGUGGAGGAGGCCGACCGGCUGGCAGCCACCAACCCAGAUUAUGCAAUUGGAGAUCUAUUUAAUGCCAUCGCCAAUGGUAACUUCCCAUCCUGGACCUUUUACAUCCAGGUCAUGACCUUUGAGCAGGCCGAGAGGUUCCAGUUCAACCCCUUCGAUCUGACCAAGGUUUGGUCACAUAAAGAAUACCCGUUGAUCCCCGUGGGCAGAAUGGUUCUCAACAGGAACCCAGUCAACUACUUUGCAGAGGUGGAGCAGCUGGCCUUUGACCCCAGCAACAUGCCACCAGGCAUUGAGCCGAGCCCCGACAAGAUGCUGCAGGGUCGUCUCUUCUCCUACCCAGACACACAUCGACACCGGCUGGGAGCCAACUACCUGCAGAUCCCCGUCAACUGCCCCUUCAGGGCCCGUGUGGCCAACUACCAGCGUGAUGGUCCGAUGUGUAUGUUUGACAACCAAGGUGGAGCUCCAAACUAUUAUCCCAACAGCUUCAGUGCCCCAGAGACCCAGCCUCAGUUUGUGGAGUCCAAGUUCAAGGUGUCUCCAGAUGUGGGCCGUUACAACAGUGCAGAUGAAGAUAAUACCACACAGGUGUGUACCUUCUACACCCAAGUGCUGAACGAAGAGGAGCGCCAGAGACUUUGCCAGAACAUGGCAGGGGCCCUGAAGGGAGCCCAACUCUUCAUCCAGAAGCGCAUGGUGGAGAACUUGAAGGCUAUCCAUCCAGACUAUGGAAACAGGGUUCAGACACUUCUGAACAAGUACAAUGCAGAGGCCCAGAAGAGCUCAACAGUGCGUGUUUACAGCCGUCCAGGAGCCUCGGCCAUUGCUGCGUCCUCCAAGAUGUGAUGCCUUAAAUGUCUGUCAGGGGCAGCCCUCCUCAUUUCUCUGACAAAAAAUGCACUUAUAUGAUAACAACUGCUACUACCAGUAACAAGAAUAGACAUUACUCGAUAAGACUGAAAUACUAACCUUGUAUUGUCAGGGUUAGUUCAUUUUUUAAUUCAAUCCAAAUAAUAGAUUUUCUUCAAAAUGUGUGUUAAAAACCAGAUGAGGUAAAUUUAUCUUGAUUGAACAACCAUUUAAAAAAAAAAAAAGCCAUUU
Molecule: messenger RNA, 1935 nt
Organism: Seriola dumerili (greater amberjack)
Lineage: Eukaryota; Metazoa; Chordata; Actinopteri; Carangiformes; Carangidae
Gene: cat
Product: catalase
Exons: 13
Coding region: 97-1680 (527 amino acids)
Biological process (GO): hydrogen peroxide catabolic process; response to hydrogen peroxide
Cellular component (GO): peroxisome; cytoplasm; mitochondrion
Molecular function (GO): heme binding; catalase activity
Source: RefSeq, a predicted model, not a curated record